This is a messenger RNA of Haemonchus placei, 1365 nucleotides long. The record is from the annotation of a GenBank genome assembly. Lineage: Eukaryota; Metazoa; Nematoda; Chromadorea; Rhabditida; Trichostrongylidae.
UUGUUUCAGAAAGGACGUUGGGCGGACAACGUCUCCCUUCGAGCAGCGGACAAGAGUGACGAAGACAAAAAGUCGAUUACCUCAAUUAAUCGAAAAUCAUCAAAAGUCAGUCCUUUGACGUCUCCAAACGAUGACGAGGUGGGUUCAAAGAGCGACGGAGAGGACAAGAAGAGCCAUGGCAGCUCGGAUUCUGAGAAACGCCGCGAGAAGGCGCCGGUGGAACGCAUCCAGUUGACUGAAGGAGUCGUUCAGGAUUACAUUAAUCUGGAAAAAGCAAUUCAUAAACUGGAACGGAAAAACGUGAUCAAGAAGUAUGAAUCGCAGACUAUUUACGCUGACAACCUGAAAAACACCGUUGAGCAACUUGAAGCAGUGCUCAAGGAGCUCAGAAAGCAGACUGAACGUGAAAAGUCUGACUUGAAGAACAUUGAACAGCCUUCUGUGAAAGACUUCCUGAAACAUCAAGGCGAAUGGGAAGCUCGCUUCAAGAAAGAAAAAGAGGAUUACGAGGAUGCUGUGAAUAAGCAAGAUGCCGUGGAAAAGGAACUCGAGCUUUCAAAGGUGAAGUUCGAAACGGCUCAGAAAAUCACAGAUAUUUACAAGCAACAGAUGGACAAUCUACUUGCCCUUUACGACAAACAGGAUAAGAUGUUGAUUGGAAUCUUUGGAACUGACUACGCAUCGGAGAAGGAGAACAUUCUGGAAGGGGAGGUGGACGAAAUGAUGGAUUGGCAGCAGCGAGUCGCUCUGGCAAUCAAUCCUCGAGCUCGUUACUUCGCAGCAGCUGAAGCUCGGAACAACUUCAUCGCUGCUGCUCAGAACGUACAAUCGUGUCGGAUGUACCUCAAUAAGGUUGAGUUCCCUUACGCAACAGAAGAAGAAAUCCUACUGAUGGAGGACACAGCUACAAAGGCCUUCAAAAACGUUCAAGACGAGUCCGAGGUGAAAAAGGCUCUGAAAGUUUUUCAAGAAACCCAACAGAAGGUCGCUCGUCUCAUCCAGUGGUUCGACAAGGUGAUCAACGACACGAUCAGAAAGGAUCUCGAUAAAGCGAACAAUGCGGUGAUAAAGAAACAAAAAGCUUUGAGAGAAGAGAGGCUAAAAUUGAUGAGGAAACAGACCAAAAAAGAGCUCGGCCACAAUAUGGAGUUUGAAUAUGACAAUAUUUCUGAUGACGACCUUGAAAAAGAGUUGAAAAGGCUCGAGGAGGAAGCAAUUAAAGGAAUGAAGGAAGUGAAAAACAAAAAGAUAGCGGAAAUCAUAAACGGUGGCUCGACAGACAAUUCAUCAGUGCCGCUGAGUAAACUGGCUCCAAUUCCAAGCAAAGACGCUCUAUUCGGUACGGUUAUGGCUCUUUUUCAAUGA